This is a messenger RNA of Parnassius apollo (apollo), 645 nucleotides long. The record is from the annotation of a GenBank genome assembly. NCBI's taxonomy places the organism in Eukaryota, Metazoa, Arthropoda, Insecta, Lepidoptera, Papilionidae.
AUGGAGAAUCAGAAAGCUGUCGGACCGGACGAGGUGCCAAUUGAAGCGUGGAAAGCGCUGGGGCUCGCGAAACUACCGCAGCCUUGGCUGCUUAUGUACGCUGAUGAUAUCGCACUGGUAGAUGGGGACAAAGGACGGCUCACCAUACGCGUGCACGCAUGGAGGGAGGUGCUUGAGAACGGCGGGCUGAAGCUAAACGUGGCGAAGACAGAGUAUAUGACCUGCAACAGCACAGAUCUGACGUCUCUCCGUAUUGCCGACGACACCGUCGAGCGCACGGACAACUUCAGGUACCUCGGAUCUGUGCUCAAUGCGUCCGGGGACAUCGAUCGCGACAUCAAGGCCCGUAUAUCAACGGCCUGGGCGAAAUGGCGCGAGGUGACGGGUGUCAUUUGUGACCCCAAAAUGCCGGUCAUACUGAAGGGACACGUCUAUAAGACCAUCAUAAGGCCUGUCCUUACGUACGGCAGUGAGGUGUGGCCGGUGCUGGAGCUACAACGGCAGUUUUUGAAUGUGAAGGAGAUGAACAUGCUGCGGUGGAUGUGUGGAGUCACGCGUAAAGACCAUGUACGGAAUACAUACAUCCGCGGCAGCCUCUAUGUCCGUGACAUUGCUGACAAGCUGAAGGAAAAUCGCCUCCACUAG